CUCCUCAAACUCUCGCCUGAACGACUCCAACCAACCCGGAACUUUUAGGUCAACUAAUCAUUGCUGAGAACUUAUCGCAGGGAGUUUCCUCCUGUUCGUGUGAGCAGCGCCACGGUGAGAGAAGACACUCCUGCGGACUGAACUCGUUCCUUCCGAGGGGGAAAGAGACAGUUGCAAAUGUUUCUCGCUCCAACUGCGGCGGUUCCUGUGGGACAGUAGCCCUCGACUUGUCUUUUCAAACCAGCUAAAGAGUGGUGGAGUUAAGAGGUGCCAACAUGCCUCAACAGAAGGACAUCGUGAAGAUAGCCAUCCAGAUGCCUGGGGCCUACCCCCAGCUCAUACAACUAGACCAGAAAAAGCCUCUGUCUGCUGUAAUAAAGGAAGUAUGUGAUGGCUGGAAUCUCCCGGGUCCCGACAACUACGCUCUGCAGUACGCUGAUGGAGUGCAGACGUACAUCACUGAAUCGAAUCGUCUGGACAUUAAGAACGGCUGCAUUCUGCGUCUGACCAAGGCACCGGGCCGCUGUGCAGAAGACCUGUACAAGGGUAUCCAGAGCUCGGACUCGGGUGUGCGCUGCGAUUCGCUGAAGGAACUGGCGAAUGUUUCCACAGACGUGACCUUCGCUCAGGAGUUCAUCAGUCGAGACGGACAUCUCUUAUUGGUCAAAAUAGUAGAGGACGCUAAUGAGAGUAAUGUGAUAAUGACCCACACACUGACAGGCUUCAUGGAACUGAUGGAUCAUGGGAUAGUUUCAUGGGAGAACCUGUCAUCUGUCUUUAUCAAGAAGAUUGCUAGCUUUGUCAACGCCAAGCUGACCGAUGCAUCAAUACAGCAGGUGUCAUUGGACAUCCUAGAGAGCAUGGUGCUGAGCAGCCACGGCCUCUUUCUGCAGGUCAAACAGGAAGUCACUAUGGAGCGGCUCAUCGCUCACCUCCAGGUGACGAACCAGCAGAUACAGACCAAAGCUAUGGCCCUACUUAUGGCACUACUACAAACUGCCGGGGACUCAGACAGACAGGAUAUUUUUGCAUUCCUGAGUAAGAGGAAUCUCCGGCAGUACAUUUAUAAAAACAUCAUCCAUAGUUCUGGUUCAGUCCAGGACGAGAUGGCCCACUACCUCUAUGUUCUACAGUCCGUUACCUUAAAUCACCUGGAGGCCCGCAUGAGGACUCCUAUGGACUGCUACAGCCAGGAGCAGAGAGAUACCCUUCACAAUUUGCGGCAGGCAGCAUUUGAGAACGAGAGUGAGAACAGUCUGAGCAACGAGAGACGACGCUCGCUCUGCGCCAAAGAGUUCAAGAAGUUGGGCUUCUCUAACAAUAGUAACCCUGGUCAGGACUUGGUGCGAACGCCUCCUGGUCUUCUAGCUUUGGACACCAUGUUUUAUUUUGCUGCACGCUAUCCUGAUGCCUACAGCAGGUUUGUCCUGGAGAACAGCAGCAGGGAAGACAAACAUGAGUGUCCAUUUGCCAGAAGCAGCAUCCAGCUCACACUCAUCCUGUGUGAAAUCCUUCGUAUCGGCGAGCCCCCCUCAGAGACGGGAUCUGACUACCAUCCCGUCUUCUUCAGUCAGGAUCGACUGAUGGAGGAGCUCUUCUGUGUUUGCAUUCAGCUGCUCAACAAGACCUGGAAGGAGAUGAGAGCCACACAGGAGGACUUUGACAAGGUGAUGCAGGUGGUGAGGGAGCAGAUCACCAGGACGUUGUCCAGUAAGCCAACCUCCCUGGAGCUCUUCAAGAACAAAGUCAACGCCCUCAACUACGGCGAGAUCCUCAAACUGCGGCAGACGGAACGGCUGCACCAAGAAGAGACUCUUGCUCCACCCGUACUUGAGCUCAAAGAGCGCCUGAAGCCAGAGCUGCUUGAGUUGAUCCGCCAGCAGAGACUCAACAGGCUGUGUCAAGGAACAAUGUUCAGGAAGAUUAGCAGCCGACGCAGACAGGAUAAAUUGUGGUACUGCCGCUUGUCCCCUAAUCACAAAAUGCUUCACUACGGAGAUGCGGAAGAAGACACUGACAAUCCCACAGUUGAAACACUGCAAAAGAAGAUUCCAGUAGCAGAUAUCAAAGGCUUGCUGACGGGAAAAGACUGUCCCCACAUGAAGGAGAACAAGGGCAAACAUAACAAGGAGGUGCUGGACUCGGCAUUUAGCAUCACAUAUGAUGUCGAAGAGGCCAGCCUGAACUUUAUUGCCCCUUCCAGAACAGAUUUCUGCCUGUGGACAGAUGGACUGAGCGUUCUUCUGGGCCGGGAGAUGAGUAGUGAAUCUAUGCGCAGCGAGCUGGAAAUCCUGCUCUCUAUGGAGAUUAAGCUCCGCCUCCUGGACCUUGAGAACGUUCCCAUCCCCGACAUUGCACCGGUCGUCCCCAAACCGCCGAGCAACUACAACUUCUGCUACGACUUCAGCCAGACUGAGCAGUAGUGUGUGCAUUCGCUGCAGUGCAACUAGGACGCGUGAAUGUGUAAAUAUGUGUACUUGUGUCUGAAAUAAGUGGGGUGUGUGUGUGUUGAGAUUUGACCCGUGCAUCCAUGCACUUAUUCCUAUAACACCGAUUUAAUUCUAAAUAUAUCUUAACUAAACUAUGUAUGGUACAUUGUGUGUGUGUGUGUGUGUGUGUGUGCGCGUGUGUGUGUGUGUGUGUGUGUGAGGUUGGUUUUUACUGGUCGAGGCAAUUGAUGCUUUGACCUUUGUCUUAAAUGUGCUAGUUGCGUUCAUUUGUCAAAUUCUUGUAUUUUAUUUUUAAAUGGGCAUUACCUAGAACACAGUGCUUUCUCAAGAUAUGGUACCUGUCAUUCAUGUCCAACAUAUGAAAAGACAAAUACAGUUUAUUUUUCAUGUUGGACAGUAUUUAGCUUAAAUAUUCCUAAUACAGGUACUGGCCUUGGUACGGAUCCCAGUGGCUCAGGAUGAUUACUAUGGAGCCCUGUGCGACUUUUAUUUCUAUUAUAGUGACGGAGAUCUACACUAGAUGCCAAGCUGACCUUUAUUUUUUAACAAUAGGAAACUGUACCUUCAACAGUUUAAGUAUGACAAUUGUUAUAUCCAACUAGACAUCAUCUCUGUAUAUGUGUCUUAUGACACAGUAUGCAAUCAGUGGUCUUUCUCAACUGUCUUGGAUCUGAUUCUGAAAUUGUAGUCGAUUUUAUACCAUGUACAAUAUUAUGAUAAUGAUGAAAAUGUGAUGGAGGCAACAUGCUCAGUCACAGUUUGCUACACGCUGACUCACAAAGCACUCGAUGGUGACACUCAAAGCAGCUCCGUAAUAACUGACAGGUCUACAGGAUGUCACGUGGUGUGUUUUUGGCACAAGGUUACUUCUGCAUUCCUGACAUGCAACUUUCUGUAAGAAUAUCCACUUUGAAUUGAACACUUUGGGUGACUUCACAAUAAUAAACAGUUUGAUGUAUACUGAGAGAAGAAACAAGCAC
Molecule: messenger RNA, 3430 nt
Organism: Cyclopterus lumpus (lumpfish)
Lineage: Eukaryota; Metazoa; Chordata; Actinopteri; Perciformes; Cyclopteridae
Gene: elmo3
Product: engulfment and cell motility 3
Exons: 21
Coding region: 276-2423 (715 amino acids)
Biological process (GO): actin filament organization; cell motility
Source: RefSeq, a predicted model, not a curated record